AUGGCCGUCGCUCACGGCAACGUUGCGGGGCUUCUCAGGAAACAUGGCUAUGCUGAGAUCAAGAAGGUCGGAGAAGGAUCCUUUGGAAAGGCCCUGCUGGUUCGUUCAGAGGACGGACAGAAGCUGAUUUGCAAAAUGGUGGAUGUGAGCAAGGCUUCACGGAAAGAAAUGGAGGAUGCUGUCAAAGAAGGCAAGCUGCUGUCCGAAUUGAAGCAUCCGUACAUUGUGCGCUACCGCGAGAGCUUCACAGAGAGUGGAUGGCUAUGUAUCCUCAUGGAUUACUGUGAGGGAGGUGAUCUCACAGCACGAAUAUCUGAGGCCAAGCGCGGCAGAAAGCCUCUCUCGGAGGAGCAGAUCUUGCGAUGGUUUGUGCAGGCCAUCAUGGCCUUAGACUAUAUCCAUAAGAAGCAUGUUCUACACCGCGACUUGAAGCCGUCCAAUUUCUUCUUGUCCAAGAGUGGGAAUUUGAAGAUGGGCGACUUUGGAAUUGCGAAAGUUCUCGCCUGCACUAUUGCCGUGGCGAAAACACAGAUUGGAACGCCAUACUACUUGAGUCCAGAGCUAUGUCAGGAAAAGGAAUACAAUUUUCCAUCCGACAUCUGGGCCAUGGGAUGCAUCUUGUACGAGCUUUGUGCGCGCAAAGUCCCGUUCGAUGCGCCCAACAUUCCGGGCCUUGUUCGCGAGAUCGUCAGGGGAACAAUUCCAAGCGUGCCGUCGUCUUACUCUCCGUUCGUGAGAGAGCUUGUCAGCCAGAUGUUGAACAGGAAUCCUGAGCGGCGUCCAAGCCCAGAGGAGAUCUUGGCGAAGCCCAGGCUCAGGGAAAUCAUGCAGCAGAUGUUGGAUGAGGCUCAAGAAGCCGCCCAGGCAGCUGACGAGCCCAGCGCUGGUGCAGAGCCACAUCCAGAGCCAGCUUCCUUAAGCAAUGCUGGGUCGCAAGCCGGAAGUCCUACAUAUCGAACGAACGACAUGGUUGAGUACUACUCCGUGUCACACGGAGAUUGGCUACCUGCCACCGUCCUACGGACUGAUGGUGAUGGCCGCAUCAUCAUUGACUUGAAGCCCAAUACGUGGCUGUCCAAGGAGGAUCAAGUGGCCAAAGUGCGACGGCGUCGCGAUUGCCCUGGCUCGAGGGGAGGCUCACCUAUGAGGACGCCUUCUGUUCCUGGGCCUGACAGAAACGGUCUCCGUGGUGGUGCAUUCCCAUCUCCACAAAUGGGGCGAAGCCCUUCCUCUGGGGCCAUUGGCGGGUCCAGGCCAGGCAGCCGACCAGGUUCCAGAGGGGCUUCGCCUCUGCAUCGCAGGAGCCCUGCCUUGGCUGCGGGCGCUAUUGCCGGGAUUGGAAGUCGCCCUGGCUCUGGUCUGGGCAGCCGUCCCGGGUCGCGGGCUGCGUCGCCCUCUCACAGAGCGCCAAGUCCUCGACAUGGUGACGCCUUGUACAAGAAAGGCGAGUUGGUCGACUACUGGUCCAUUUCACAUGGGGAGUGGCUGCCGGCAACCGUGGUCAACACCGACUUCGAAGGUCGCAUAGUAAUCGACCUGAAGCCAAAUACAUGGCUGACGAAGGAGGACCAAGCGUCGAAAGUGCGUCGAAGAAAUUUGGGCGGUCCUGGUAUGCCGUCAGAGGCUGGUUCGCAAAUUCGGCGUACUCCGUCCGCAGACCACUUUGCUGCGCCGCUUCGUGCGGCCUCCCCAAGGUGCGUACCUUCUCCUGGACGCGCCAUGUCGCCUCAUCGUGCACCCUCACCAUCAUGGCGUGGUUUUGGUGAGCCAGCAAUUCGGGCACCCAGCCCGAGAAGGCGCGAACCCACGCCGCGAAGAUCAGUGCCAGGAGUGCCGCCCGCAGGAGUUCCUCACCUUGGUGACAGUCCACUCCUUCGUGCAGGUGGAAAAAACAUUGCGGCUGGAUACUUGCCACCGUGA
Messenger RNA from Symbiodinium pilosum, 1920 nucleotides. NCBI's taxonomy places the organism in Eukaryota, Dinophyceae, Suessiales, Symbiodiniaceae. The record is from the annotation of a GenBank genome assembly.